AUGGGCAAUGCGGGAAUGACGGCUGCCAGCUCCACUUCUGAAGCCUCCUGUGCCGCCGUGCUGCUCGCCUGCCAAAAGCUGCUGCCCACGCUGCUCACCGCCAAGGCUGCAGCCGAGCAGGCCAAGGCAUGCCAGCGGGUGAAGCGGGAUAGCGGACUUAUUAAAGGGGAGUCACGAAUAGGAGAAGAUGACGUGGCGGUGGAGGAGGGUGACGUGGCGAGGUGGGAGGAGGUGGCAGCGCAGGCCAAGGCCAUGGAGCUCACGCUCUCAGCGCAGGCGCACUUUCAGCCAGACCCCUCCCACGCCUCCUACUUCACCUUUGGUGCCGCCGUCUCAGAGGUGGAGGUGGACGUGCUGACAGGGGCAGUGGCAGUGCUGCGUGCUGACAUACACUAUGACUGUGCGCGCAGCCUCAACCCGGCUGUCGACAUUGGCCAGGUGGAGGGGGCGUUCGUGCAGGGGCAGGGCUUCUUCACCACGGAAGAGGUACUGCUGGAGGAAGCUACCGGGAAGCUGCUGUCAGACGGCACGUGGGCAUACAAGGUGCCAUCAUUCGACACUGUGCCCCGUCAGCUCAACGUCUCCCUCCUGCAUGGGACAGCCAACAAGCAAGGCGUGCUCUCUUCCAAAUCAUCUGGCGAGCCCCCGCUGCUGCUCGCUGUCUCCAUCCACUCCGCCAUCCGCCACGCCAUUGCCGCUGCUCGCCACCAGUUGGCCCACCCAACCACACAAGCAGGCAGUGCAACUGGCGGGGUCUGGGGAGAGUUUGUGCGGCUGAACUCGCCCGCCACCAUGCCUGUGGUGCAGCGUGCGUGUGGGUCGCAGCUGGUGGAGGCUUAUCUGGAGAAGCAGCUCGCUGCGUCUGCUGCUGCUGGUAUUGAUGCUGCUGACGGCGCUGGUGCUAAAAUCAGUGAAGCUGGUGCUUUUCGGGAUACUUAG
This is a messenger RNA of Closterium sp. NIES-65, 939 nucleotides long. NCBI's taxonomy places the organism in Eukaryota, Viridiplantae, Streptophyta, Zygnematophyceae, Desmidiales, Closteriaceae. The record is from the annotation of a GenBank genome assembly.